Cylindrotheca closterium is the source of this 1566-nucleotide messenger RNA. Lineage: Eukaryota; Bacillariophyta; Bacillariophyceae; Bacillariales; Bacillariaceae. The record is from the annotation of a GenBank genome assembly.
AUGGAGACCAUCAAUGCCGUUCUGUUGAUGCUUGCCACGUUGAUUUCUGCAUUGAUUGUACACCAAUUGCUGAAACCAAAGCCGAAGGCAAAGAAAGUAGAUACAAAAGCCUUCGAAUCUAUUAUCGACGACGAUGGUUGGGCCGAAGAGGAAGAGGGAGAAAAAAACGCUGUGCCUGCCCUCACAACCGUCCCGUCUCCGGAAGCCAUGCCAAUGCCUACAGCAGCACCACAAGAUAUUAUUCCUGAUCCGCCAAAGAAGAUAAAUGAAGGUCCAUAUAAUAUUGGAGAUCGUGUCGUUCUAAAAAAUCUAGUCAGCGCCCAAGAGUUGAAUGGACGUCACGGUUUCAUUGCGGACCUUUGGGAUAAAAAGACGGAACGAUACCCUGUCGAUUUGGAUUUGAUGGAUCCCACACGCAAGAGCCCGCUGUCCGUCAAGGUUGGAAAUAUGGAAAAGGAACCUGUCAUGAAGGAUACAGAACGCGCCAUGGCUGUCAAGGCUUGUCUUGAAGAGUCCGAAGCACGGACUGCAUCCUUCAUUUUCUCUGCACUCCGUGGAUCCCUUCAGAAUUCGCUCAAGGGAGAAAAGGAUCCUCAAAAGCUUGCCGCCUUUGGAUGGAAGUUCUGGAAGACUCCCGAUGGUCAAGGUGUCUAUCCGUCACUGAGAGAUUUUUUGACCAAGGGUAUUCUCGAACAAAACAAAUUGGAGGAUUUGGAGAAACAACUCAACGCGGCGAACCCCAAGGGAGCCUAUGCCAAGGUCAGCAAGGCCAUGACAUCCGAAUUGGCAGUUGCAUCGUGGCACAUUCGAGUAUCGGGUGCCUUUUGGAUUGUCGGUGUUGGCCCCGAAGGUACUUUGGUGGUUCCAGAAAACAAUACGAGACAAGUCUACUCUAUUCUGGGCUUAAAAGUUCCACUCGGAGCACAAGGGCAAUUCCCUCGUCCUCCAAAGUUCUUUUUGACAUUAUUGCCGUGGUACGGUCGCAUCAUUCAUGACCCCAUGAUCAUGACGACUACAGGGGGGAAUCAAGUGGAAUUGGCGAAUCCACAACUGGCGGUAGAUCUUGUUACCGCCUGCAAAGCUGCCACACAAGAAGGUCGUGUCGUUUCUCGUUUGGCACAACUAGAAGUGGAAGGAGGAAGCAAAGAGGGUUUGCCAUACCAUCCUUUCAACAAGCCACCGCCAACGAAGAUGGACCCUGCUACCGAAAAGGAACGUGGUUUUGUAGACAGUUUGGCAGACUACACUAGUGCCGCUGACAAGCAACCGACAUCUGCGUGGAACUUUAUUCGUUCUGGAAGAGAUAACAACGAAGUUAUCAUUAUCAAUGGCAAGGGAGCCAAGUUGGGAGCAUUCUUGGCCGGAGGCCCAGAACCAACUCAUAUGGAAAUUUUGGAAUCCUUGUUGGUAGUGUGUCAAGAGAAGAAGGAACGACCUCGCAUUGUGGGCGUGGACACCCCUUCGGCCGUUACUCGGCUGCAAUUUUUGACGCAGGGUGUCGCCAAUAUGACUGUCGCCCAAGUCAACGUCACACGAAAGCCCCAGCAGCAAGCACCAAGUUCAUAG